Messenger RNA from Humulus lupulus (European hop), 2333 nucleotides. Its product is annotated as protein DETOXIFICATION 51-like. Gene Ontology annotation, molecular function: antiporter activity; xenobiotic transmembrane transporter activity. Gene Ontology annotation, biological process: xenobiotic detoxification by transmembrane export across the plasma membrane. Gene Ontology annotation, cellular component: membrane. The coding region runs from base 453 to 2063 and encodes 536 amino acids. The transcript has a single exon. NCBI's taxonomy places the organism in Eukaryota, Viridiplantae, Streptophyta, Magnoliopsida, Rosales, Cannabaceae. The record is from RefSeq and is a predicted model, not a curated record.
CACAUAAAAUAACAAAAAUAUUAUCAUUGAAUUGUUGGGACAAAAAAAAUGAAAAGAAAACAGGGGAGGGAAAAUAAAAAAGAAAACGAAUUUGAUCCCAUUUAGCAUAGAGGUAUAAACAAAUGUUAGAGUUUCCUUUUCUUUUUUCUUUUUUAUUAAUUAGUUAUUUCAAAAAGAAAAAAAAAAAAAGAGAAUGGAAACCCCACCUCUCCCUCUAUUUAAUACAACCCCGCUCUUCGUAUGCGGAGACAACCUAUCUAUCUCUCUAUGUAUCUCUGAAGACCAAGAAAACUUUAUUUUCCAUUCAUAAACACAUAUAGCGAGUUAGGAAGUCAAAGUCUAAUAAGAGCGUGUUAGAGUGCUCUCCGUGAGAGUAUCUCUUUAGUGGAAAAACUCCAUUGUAAUCCAUCAAAACUAGAGUUUUUCGAUCAUCAUCAUCAACAAACAUCAUCAUGUGUAAUCCUACUACUACUUCCUCAACAACCAACGAAACAGAGCAUAAACAGCCGCAAACCCAUCUAUAUCGUGUCCUUUUAUCCCUACCCAACACCAUUAAAGAUCAAGAAAAGACCACCGCAAAAGCUGAUGAUGACCACCACCACAAAGAAUCAAACUACGCUCUAAACAGCUUCACAUCUGACAUAAUCUCCGAAGCCAAAUCCCUCUUCAGCUUGGGCUUCCCUAUUGCCUUGACAGCUCUCAUUCUCUACUCCCGCUCAAUCAUCUCCAUGCUCUUUCUUGGUCACCUCGGCGACUUCCAACUCGCCGCCGGCUCCCUCGCCAUCGCCUUUGCAAACAUCACAGGUUACUCUGUUUUAUCGGGUCUAGCUUUGGGCAUGGAGCCCCUAUGCUCCCAGGCCUUCGGGGCCCAACGUCCGAAACUCCUUUCCAUUACCCUUCACCGCUCUAUCAUCUUCCUCCUGGUUUCGUCCUUACCCAUUUCGCUUCUGUGGAUCAACAUGUCAAGAAUCCUCUUCUGUUUAAACCAGGACCCCAGUAUCACAAAUAUGGCUCAUACGUACCUUCUCUUCUCACUCCCUGACCUCUUCACCAACUCUUUUAUACACCCAAUCCGCAUUUACCUUCGCUCCCAGGGGAUCACCGUCCCGCUCACCCUAGCAUCCCUCGCCGGGACACUUUUCCACUUCCCACUCAACUUCCUGCUCGUGACUCGACUUGGGUUCGGAGUAGCCGGCGUCGCGGCCGCUUCAUCUGCGGCUAACCUUUUCGUACUCCUCUGCCUCGUCGCCUACGUCUGGUGGGAUUCUCGAUUGCUCGAGCCGGCAUGGUCCGCUCCAAGCCGCGAGUGCUUGACGGGCUGGAAGCCUCUUCUCCGGUUAGCUGCCCCGAGCUGUGUCUCCGUUUGCUUGGAGUGGUGGUGGUACGAGAUCAUGAUCGUGUUGUGUGGAUUUUUAGCGGACCCCAAAUCAACGGUCGCCUCGAUGGGUGUGCUCAUCCAAACGACGUCGUUGAUCUACGUGUUCCCGUCGUCGCUCGGGUUCGCGGUAUCGACCCGGGUUGGGAACGAACUCGGGGCGAACCGCCCACACCGAGCCAAGCUAUCAGCUGCGGUGGCGGUGUUGUUGGCAUUUGUGACAGGCCUAUCAGCGAUGAGUUUCGCUUACGGGAUGAAGGACACGUGGGGCAGGAUGUUCACGAGUGACGCUGAGAUCCUACGGCUGACGUCGUCUGCUCUGCCAAUCCUAGGGCUCUGCGAGCUUGGCAACUGUCCGCAGACGGUGGGGUGUGGGGUCCUGAGGGGGAGUGCGCGUCCCUGCAACGCGGCAAACGUGAACGUUAGCGCAUUCUAUCUGGUGGGCAUGCCCGUAGCGAUUGGGCUAAGUUUUUGGGUCGGAAUUGGGUUUUGUGGGCUCUGGGUGGGCUUGUUAUCGGCCCAAAUAUGUUGUGCUGGGCUUAUGCUGUAUGUUGUUGGGACCACAGACUGGGAUUUCCAAGCUAAGAGGGCCCAAAUGCUAACAUGCGCCGGUUGUGAAGAUAACAUACUACCUAGUAUCGAUUGCAAGGGUGAUGAGGAACCAUUAAUUUGCAUUGUGGUGACUUGAUCAAAAUAACCCAACAACAACAACCCAAAUCAGUAACCCAAUAUGUAACUUUUUUUCCCUAGUUUUUCCUUAACAUUUUUUUUUAAUUUAAUUUCACUGUGAUUGUUUAUUACCAUUGACUUUUUUUCUUUCUUUUAAGGAGGAUAACUGAGACAUUUUUGUUUUGUCUUAAUCGUGUGAUUGUUAAAACCUUUCGCUAUACUAUUCAUCUCAAAGUGCUUCCACAAACUAUAUUCGAAAGUUGGAGUGCUAAUAUAAAUAACCCUUAAU